This is a messenger RNA of Lytechinus variegatus (green sea urchin), 4696 nucleotides long. Its product is annotated as heparan sulfate glucosamine 3-O-sulfotransferase 1-like. The transcript is spliced from 2 exons. Lineage: Eukaryota; Metazoa; Echinodermata; Echinoidea; Temnopleuroida; Toxopneustidae. Gene Ontology annotation, molecular function: [heparan sulfate]-glucosamine 3-sulfotransferase activity. Bases 687 to 1790 code for a protein of 367 amino acids. The record is from RefSeq and is a predicted model, not a curated record.
UCAGCAACACGGUACAGAGGUUGUGGUUGUAAAGGAGAACUCCGGGAGAAAGUGACACGCACAGGCAUAUCGCAAAGGCUCUAGCUGAGCUCAGAAGGUCGCCUGCGUGCAUACCGGCCUACAUAGCGACGAAAUGUGAGCUUAUAAUUAUGUAGGCAAAAAAUUCUGCAGUGCACAGUUCAGUAGUUGCCAACAGAAACUUCACACACCAUCUUUUCAUUGAGCAACUCCAUCUUUACCUCCUUAGCCGGGAGAGAACAUUGCCCAAAACUCACCGAACUGUUCGUGUUGAAAAGUUACGCUGGAUUUACACCAUACAGGAAUUCACAACACAGCAGCAACCAAUAAAAUUGCAACAGAGUGACUGUGGUCCCAUUACCAGGAGAAACGGCGUUUCUUGUCAGAUGGUGCGUGAUACCCAGGAAUUACAUUGGUGCCCCCAUGAUGGAUUCAACCUAAAUUCUAAGAGAACUGGAAGGAAAAUAUGACAGUGUAACAGUCUUCUCAGUGAAAAAAAAAUCGCUAUAGGCGUUGACUUUGAUAAUAUCACGACUUUUGUACGUUUUGUGACGAGAUAGAACAAUCUGCUACUUCUAUCCUUUUGUAAAUUUAAAUUACUUUCACUUUUUAAGACUUGUAACGUUUGGGUCAUUUCGAUUAACUGACCGGUGACAGUAACCUCGACAAUGUGGAAUAAUCGAAAGCAGUUUCUACUAGGCAGUUUCCUAUUCUUGGGUACUGUCACAUUGUUCAUGACGGUAGGUGAUUUGCGAAUGGUGGGUGUCACGAACUACCGUAAUAAAGACCAGAGAGACGCUGAAACUGUACAUGACCACGGUUGUUAUACCAUUGACACCGCAUUCAACAACAAAAAACAUCCCCCAAAUGUUCGAGAAGAGCGCGGUUGUUCCAAGCGUCUCCCAGAUGUACUCAUCAUUGGUAGUAAGAAGUGUGGCACCACGACUUUAAAAAACUUCUUAGGAUUUCAUCCGCAGAUCGCUGUUGCGCAAUAUGAAGCUCAUUUCUACGACACCAAAAGGUACAUGGGCAUGGAUUGGUUUAAAGAUCAACUACCGUAUGCCCUUCCAAAACAACUCAUUGUUGAGAAGACACCACGCUAUUUCGUUUAUCCUGGCAUCAAGGAACAGAUGAGGAAGGACCUCGACCCCGAUAUAAAACUGAUCAUCGUCCUACGAGAACCAAUAACCCGCGGUGUCUCUGACUUCUUGCACAUCACCUACAAGCGUUACACCGGCUUGGACAAGAAAGCUGUAAAACCCUCCUUGUCUCCAGAGCUAACAGAGCUUCGUAAAAUAUUCAAGAAGAAAGAAGCCGAAUACAGUCGACGAUAUCCUAAUUAUGACAAUGUGGGAUUAACUUUUGAAGAGUCGGUCUUAAAUGAUAAAGGAGAAAUUGAUGUUAGCAGUGCUAUUAUUGACACCGGUAUUUAUGUAAAACAUAUAAAGGAAUGGUUAAAAUACUACUCGAGGGAUCAAAUUCUUGUCCUAGAUGGUGAGCAGUUGAUCCUAGAACCUUAUGAAAUCAUGCAAAAGACGGAGAAAUUCUUAGGUAUUGAAACAUACUUUUCCCCCGAGCAUUUUCAUUUCGAUGUAAAGAAACGCUUCUAUUGUCUUUCUAAGCCUAUGUCUGUUUGUAUGAAGUCAUCAAAGGGCCGUAUGCACCCGUCUAUAAGUGAUGAAAUUGUUGAAAAAUUAAAACAGUUUUAUAUGCCCUAUAAUUUAGAGUUGGAGGAACUCUUGAACCAGACUUUUUCAUGGACACACAUGUAAGUGAAACGACUUUGAAGAUGGACAUGUUUUGAGAUUAAAUUCGGUCUUCAUAUUUAUUCUUCCACUUUUCUAUAUAUUUGUCACCCUAAUUUCGCCCAUUUAUUCUGGGCCCUGUGGCAUGAAAUCGAUUUAUGUUAACUUUGCCAUCCGAUGAUAACAUUUCUCAACAGCCAAUUAAAAUGAAGGAUUUUAUGGAAGUUACCGUUGGAAGGCAAAGCUACCUUGCAUAGUAUCGGGGUCCAGAUUGUAUUUUUCGUGUUACAUUCUAUGUUACCUAACGCUACAAAUUUUGAAUUUAUUUUUUGGUUGUUUAAAACUUUGUUCGAAUUAAAAUUGUUAUAUUUAGAAUUUAUUGAAACGCCACCAUGAUUACUGAUUAUACACUAUACUAUUGAAAUAAUUUGGUAUAAUAUUCAAGACUAACCAUCAAAAUACGCACGUUUUUAAUCUAUGAAUUUGUAUUAUAGAUUAUACCAAACAAAUCUUCAUUCCAAGUUAGUCAUGUAUUUCCACAAGAUCAGGCAAUGAAGAUAAUAUAUCUUUGCAUACAGGUAAAUCAAUCAUUGUCAACGAUAUUUGGCAAUCACUUCUAAAUUUCCCCACCAUUAUAAGUUAUCGCUUUUCAACUGAAUGAUUUCAGGAGUUUGUCAAGAUAUUUCACUAUUGUACAUGAUAACAUUCGUUUUAACAUAAUUCUGUUAUUGCCUGUCGUUACAAUAAUUGGUACAAUGUGAACUGGCCUAAGUGUCUUGGGGCGACGGAUCUCAAAAGUUUCACUACCAAGAAAAAAAAAGGAGAACAAGAAGUAAAUGAAAGAAAGGAGGGCGAAAUUCAAUAUUUUUUCUUGAUAAUGUGUCAAAAUCUAUCACAAAAUUAGAUUUUAAUUUUUAGAAAAAUUUAUAUUUUAGCCUUCCUCGCGACCUUUUGAAAUUUUGCCACAUCUGCUAGGUUGUGCCCCUCGUUUUUUUUUUCUGGGGGGUGGUCAUUAUGCUACUGUUGUAUGUCUGAUGUGUGGGUAGGUUGAUGAAAGAUAAAAAUAUGCAAAUUGUAGGCUAUAGGCCGUCAGAGAGUCAGUGUUACAAACAUUUUGUGUUUCUCUUUGAAAUGUUUCUGUUUACAAGAGCAUGCUCAGUGGUUAAACGGAGAAACCAUUAAAAAUGAGUAUCAUCGGGUUUAUCAUGUUUAUGCUCCUUAUCCGUUGUUUUAUUCUACUUUCAUAUUUAUCAAGUAUUAGCAUGAAGUAUCAAGAGUAUGAUUUAUUUGAAUGUAAGCCAUGUAAAAAAAAAGUGUGAUUCAAAGGGCAUUUCUGUGACAAAGGCCCAUCAAGUUAACAAGUGUCCUUUUAGAUUUUGUAAUUUCUUCCUAUGGUAAGACGAUGUUAAGCCCCAACAAAACGGGUAUGACAGUUUUGAUUAUGCAAAGAGAGUGAAGGUUGAUUGUUUAAAUUUGCUAAACAAUAUCGAAUACUUAAGAUGUGUCUGUUCUUCCUUUUGUCUUUGUUGGCAAUAGUUUGUCUUGUUGUUAAAUGGAAUCUUCGAAUACCUUGUAUAUACAAUGGAUUUUUUUAUUUCUAUUUGAAGAAAAAAAAAGUGUUUGAGUACAAUGUACAGAAAUUUGACAGAGAUUUGAAUUGAGCAUGUGAAGUUUGCUCAUUGUGAAUCUUUCUGUAUACAAGUUCAUGAUGUUGGAACAUUGUACUGCGGUGUUAAACUGACACCAAUAAUUGGUGUUAAUAGAGGACCACACCAUGAGGUGUUAAAAUUACACCCUAUAGAGAUUAAACAUAACACCGAAGAGUGUAAAUGUAACAACAAAAGGUGUUGUAAUAACACGUAUAGGUGUAAACUAACACCACCAAUUUAUCACCGGUGUAAAAUAACUGGUGUGGUCCUCUAUGUACACUGGUUAACACCACAGUUUUUGCUGUGAAGGGAUGUGGAACUUCUGUGUCUCAUUUCUGUUAAAUUAUAAUUGACUCGUGCAGCAUGAAGACUUCGGUUGAUCGAAAUUACGGUAGGUCUGUGGAUUAAGUGGGUGCAAUGUACCAAAAAGUCCUAAAUACAUCUGAAAGUGAAAUUAAUGAAAAAUAAUCAUAUAUUUAGUGUGAGGACGGGAGUCGUGAAUUAAUUCAUUUUGCACAGUAAGUGUACCGUGAUAUAAUUUUUUUUAAUCCAAUGUUAAUUAGAGUUCAUGUGAAGGGAGCCCAUUGAGUCAUACAGUCAACAGCCACUCCUAUGGAGUGAGCAAUCGAAUGUAUUUUAUUUAUUGUUAUUGUCCAUAAUGGACAUUCUAAUAUGAAUUACCUGUAUUCAUUGUGCAGUGGUAAGUUCAAUGCGAACUGCAUGUAUUGUGCUUUAUAUUUGUAAUGUUUAGGCACUGUACAAUUUGAAACAAUGGGUUGUAAUUUUGAAGAAAAAAGUAGGCCUAUCUUUACAUCUUUCAUUAAAUUAUUUCCCCCUUUCUAGAUACACCACUUUCGUAUAUGAUCUACCUUAGAGAAGGGCAGAACGGAUGGGAUAGUUCACAAGAGAUAAUUGAGAAACUUAAUGUAAUAUAUCAAGUUGUUAAAUCUAUUUUGUUAAUGUAUACAUUGUUAUUAUUUUUUAUGAAUUGAUUUUGUGUAAAUUCUAUUCACCCAUGCAUGAACAAUAUGAAUACGUCUUUAUAAUUUUUGAAUUUAAGUAUACUGAUUGUAAAGAAUUAAAAAUAUUAAUAUUGAUAGUUCCAUUUUGUAAUAACUUGAUGUAUAAUAACAUAAUGAUUCGGGUGUUUACUUUACCGUGAGCAUGUAAAUGAUAAGACCACAGUCUGACACCACUGAAUGUCAUCAUCCCAUUCACUCUUUCACAGUCGUUUAUCAUCUAUUAAUUAUUCUUGUGUGACAUGGUUAAUACCUGCAAUGUACC